Molecule: messenger RNA, 1683 nt
Organism: Sphaeramia orbicularis (orbiculate cardinalfish)
Lineage: Eukaryota; Metazoa; Chordata; Actinopteri; Kurtiformes; Apogonidae
Gene: ghitm
Product: growth hormone inducible transmembrane protein
Exons: 9
Coding region: 101-1147 (348 amino acids)
Cellular component (GO): mitochondrial inner membrane
Source: RefSeq, a predicted model, not a curated record
CACGAAGGUUGCAAAACCGUUGCGUCAGUAAGUUGCGCAGUUGUGUUAGAAAGGUGAAUGAGAAGAGUCUCUUGGUUAACAGCAGUUUGAUAAAGGGAUCAUGUUGGUGGCGAGGCUGACAUGUCUGAGGAGCCUUCCGCUCGCCGGGCUCCGUCCCGUACUGACCCAGAGCACCCCGGCCCUGAGGACAUCCACCCUGAAGGCUUGUCCACCGCUGCUCAGGCCCCAGCAGGGCUACUCCACCAAGGCCAGAUUUGGUUUCCGUCGAGGGAGGACAGCCAAAGAACAACUAAAGGAAGCAGCUUUUGAGCCAAAGUUAGACACCUUCUUUAAAGUUGACCGCAUGGGCAGACUGGUAUUGGCUGGAGGUGCAGCAGUCGGCUUUGGAGCUCUGUGCUACUAUGGACUCGGCAUGUCCAAUGAAAUCGGUGCCAUUGAGAAAGCAGUGAUUUGGCCUCAGUAUGUGAAGGACAGGAUCCACUCCACAUAUAUGUACUUUGCAGGCAGUGUUGGACUGACAGCUCUGUCAGCCAUGGCAGUGAGUAGGACCCCUGCACUGAUGGGUCUGAUGAUGAGAGGAUCCUGGUUGGCUAUUGGAGCAACCUUUGCAGCCAUGAUUGGUGCCGGGAUGCUCGUCAGGUCAAUUUCAUAUGAGCACAGUCCGGUCCCUAAGCACCUCGCCUGGAUGCUUCAUGCAGGUGUGAUGGGUGCUGUCAUCGCCCCUCUCACUCUGUUGGGAGGACCUCUGAUGGUGCGGGCCGCCUGGUACACAGCAGGCAUUGUGGGUAGCCUUUCCACUGUGGCCAUGUGUGCCCCAAGCGAGAAGUUCCUCAACAUGGGGGGACCUUUGGCUAUCGGCUUUGGAGUGGUCUUUGUUUCUUCUCUUGGAACCAUGUUCAUGCCUCCCACGUCAGCGCUCGGAGCAGGUCUGUACUCAGUGGCUGUGUAUGGAGGCCUGAUCCUGUUCAGCAUGUUCCUCCUGUACGACACACAGAAAGUCAUCAAGAAAGCAGAGACCUACCCACUGUACGCCGUCCAGAAAUUCGACCCCAUCAAUGCGUGUAUGGGGAUCUACAUGGACACACUGAACAUCUUCAUGAGGCUGGUGAUGAUUCUGGCCAACGGUGGCAGCGGCAGAAGGAAAUAAACGGCAGGAUUUACCUUAAAUUUCCUUCCACAAGCAAAACAGUCAUGUUUCACUACUAGCAGCCCACACUCGGUGUUAUCUUUUAGUACAAAGUCUAAUCCAACAGGCGGGUAAACAUAAGUGCUUCGAGAGCCGCAUUUCGUAGCAAGCACGCAUUUCCUGUCAAAGCGAAGGAGGCAGAUUUUUGUACACGAAAGCACUCACAUUGAUCGAGGAGGAGGUUUGGGAUUGAUUCUGGUGUCACAGAUGGGUUCAGGUUGUCUGUUACCAUCAUUUGUCCUGCCUCAGAUUGUUCUGUAUGAUUUUGUUUUUUAAUUUAUUUUACCUAGUUUGUGGAUCUGUUUAAGAAAAAAUAUCUUAAGGAAUCUUCUGGUUUAUGCGGAACAAAAACAACAGUGAUCCUGAUUCAUAAUGUGCAGCACAAUCGGUGUCUGUUUUACUCCAUUGCAUUUCUCUUAUGGGUAAAGAAAGGAGGCAGCAGUUCAUGUUCUGGGGGAAAAUACAGUACUUUCAGCAAUAAAACAAAUAAAAAGUGA